Messenger RNA from Theileria annulata, 6747 nucleotides. Its product is annotated as u5 small nuclear ribonucleoprotein-specific helicase, putative. The record is from RefSeq and is a predicted model, not a curated record. NCBI's taxonomy places the organism in Eukaryota, Apicomplexa, Aconoidasida, Piroplasmida, Theileriidae. Gene Ontology annotation, molecular function: nucleic acid binding; ATP hydrolysis activity; ATP binding. Gene Ontology annotation, cellular component: nucleus. Bases 1 to 6747 code for a protein of 2248 amino acids. The transcript is spliced from 6 exons.
AUGGCGGAACAUUUUGUUCGUUUCAAUCGAUUUAAUUAUCGAAACAACUCAAAUCUGGUUAUCCAGAGGGAAGGACCAGCACCAAGACUAGAUGAAUCAACAGGGGAACCGGAAUCUUUAGUAGGCCGCAUCCUCCAUAAGAUGGGAGAUAAAGUAGUCCAUGAAUCCAUAAAAUCAAAACUUAAAAACAAAAGAAUGACCCAAACUGUUCAAGAUGGACCGUCUAGAAGACGGAAAACUUUAUUAGAUAUUAGUAGAGGAGAAAAUGUUCUUAAUAUCGAUAUAAACGUGGGUUUGAAUUAUGUACCUAGGAGUGGAUAUACAAGGACUAAGUACCAAGAAAUGCUGACAAUACUCCAAAAGAUACUUGGAGACCAGCCACAAACAGUUUUACUUAGCGCUUGCGACGAAACUUUGUUGGCAUUGAAAACAGAAAACUCAGCUCAGGAAAGAAGAAAUUUGGUAGAGGAUGUGUUGGGGCCAGUUUCAGACGAAGUUUACUAUAACUUGUUCCACUUGUCAAAAGAACUUACAGAUUUUAAAACAACAUCAGAACAGGAUACAGGAGGAGAUACAUUGGACGAUACUGGAUUAGCAGUGAUAUUUGAUGAGGACGAUAAUCUAGAGACUAAUGAAGUAAUGGAACCGGACGCAGAUGAUGAAGAAGAGAAUGAACUAGACCCUCAACUUGGAAUCAGAUACCUGGGCUCGGAAGAAGAUAACGCAAACCUAGAGAAGGAAGAUGACUUGAAUAUAAACAAGAUAGAUGGAUACUGGCUGCAAAGAGAACUAAACUCAAUAUACAAUGACUACAACAUCGCACAAGCUACUGAGAAGGAGAUUUUAAGUAUCUUAAACAUCGAGGAUAUCCAGGAGUGUGAAAACAAAUUGGUGCUAUUGCUUAAGUAUGAAAACUUUGAUUUCGUAAAGUUGCUUUUGAGGAAUAGGUAUAAAAUUAUAUACUGCACGAGAUUGGGACAAGCACAGUCACAAGAUGAAAAGAAUAAAAUAUUCGACGAAAUGUCAAAAUCAGCUCAAGGACAGCUAGUUUUGCAAGAGUUAUCCCUAAUAAACUUGAAGAAGACAAAGCAACAACUGUUGACACAUAACUUGGAAAAGGAGCUAAUAAAUAUGAAGACAGGACACCAUAAGGAUUUGGAAACUAAAAAUGAAGACGAGUUAGAGAUACCAGAAGAGUUCGUGGAACCGAAAGAAGACGUGGUACCCACAGCUACAACGACAGGUUUGCAGGUUUUGGAUUUGGAAAAUUUGGCAAUAAAAGACGGAGCACAACACAUGACUAACGUAAAAGUGGUUUUGCCUGAAGGAACAGAAAGAAUAGAACACAAGAGCUAUGAUGAAGUAAUAAUAUACCCAGUCCAACAUAUGCCAAAAAGUAAUAGAAAGAAAAUAGAAAAACUACCAAAAUGGUCACAGUUGGCAUUCAAGAAUGUGGAUACUCUAAAUCCAGUACAGUCAACAGUGUUUGAAACGGCAUUCAACACUUCGGAGAAUAUGUUGAUAUGCGCACCGACGGGCUCAGGAAAAACAAACGUGGCAAUACUGACAAUAUUAAACAUUUUCAAAAAGCAUUUGACGCCCAAAGACCAGUCAUUUAAAACUGACUCAAGAGGGUUUGAAGGAGUUGUCAGUCUUGAUGAGCUGGAAUUGUCAGAAUGUUACUUUGACAAGGAGUUUACAGUGAUAUAUAUUUCACCAAUGAAAUCAUUGGUCCUGGAACAAACACAGUCAUUUAACUUGAGAUUUAAAGAUUAUGGAAUAGCAGUACAUGAACUGACGGGAGAAAUGAGUAUGUCAAGAACACAAAUCCAGAAUACACAGAUAAUAGUAACGACGCCGGAAAAAUGGGAUGUAGUGACGAGAAAGGAAGGCAUGCUGGAGAGAGUGGAGUUGGUGAUCAUAGAUGAAGUGCACUUGCUUCACGACAAGAGAGGAAGUGUGAUUGAGUCGCUGGUGACGAGAACAUUCAUGCACGAUAAGGUCACGGGAGUUAAGACAAGGAUUGUGGGACUGAGUGCGACUCUGCCAAACUAUGAAGAUAUAGCCAAGUUUCUGAGAGUGGAAGAAGGAUUGUUCUACUUUGGGAACCACUACAGACCAGUGCCACUGGAACAACACUAUAUAGGAAUUAAGGAGAAAAAGGCAUUGAAACAGUACAAUAUAACGAAUGAGCUUACAUAUGAACAUGUGAUAAAGAAUGUAGGUGAAAAACAAGUGUUGGUGUUUGUACACUCAAGAAAGGAAACGUACAGAACGAGUAAAAUGAUCUUGGACAAAAUAGUAAGUGAAGAUAAGCUAGAACUAUUCAUCAAGGAUGUUGCCUCAAGAGAGAUUCUGACAAGUGAGUCUGAGCAUAUCAAAAACUCAAAUUUAAAAGAACUGUUGCCCUUCGGGAUAGGAAUACACCACGCAGGACUAGUGAGAAGUGACAGGAAGCUGGUAGAGGAUUUAUUUUCGGACAAACAUCUCCAGCUACUAGUGAGUACCGCAACACUCAGUUGGGGAGUAAACCUUCCAGCAGGAGUGGUAAUUAUCAAAGGUACUCAGAUAUAUGUUCCGGAACAAGGAAGCUGGGACGAACUAUGUCCUCUGAGUGUUCAACAGAUGAUGGGAAGAGCAGGAAGACCUCAAUUCGACACAUUCGGGAAGGGAAUAAUAAUAACGGCAAAUGAAAAACUGCAGUACUACCUAUCACUAAAUAACCAGCAGCUACCAAUAGAAUCACAACUAAUUGCAAAAUUACCAGAAGUACUCAACUCCGAAAUAGUGUUGAGAAAUGUAACUAAUUUGCAACAGGCCUUAGAUUGGAUUAAAACAACAUACUUGUACGUUAGAAUAAAAAAGAAUCCACUCCUUUAUGGGUUUGAAAUAGAAGAUGAAGAAGAUGAAGAAGAAAAUCAGGAAGAAGAAGAGAAUGUUGAACAUAAAAUAGAUAUGGAGAAGCUGGAGAAUUAUUUAUUGGUUCUUAUAAACAGUAGUUUUGUACAUUUGGAGAAAAAUGGUCUGAUAAAGUAUGAAAGAAAGAGUGGCAUGGUGACAAGCACAGGGCUGGGUGUGAUAGCAAGUAAUUAUUAUUUGAGGCCUGAGUCAAUUAAAAUAUAUAGUGAUAGUUUGAGACCUAAUUUGACAGAUUCUGACCUACUGAACAUCUUCAGCUGUUCAGUGGAGUUCAAGUACAUACCGACCAGAGAGGAGGAAAUAGUUGAGCUACAACAACUCCAACAGCAGAUCCCAAUACCAUGUUCAAACGCAAACCUGACGGCUACAAGUACAAUUAAUAGAGUGGCAGGAAUAGGAGGAAAUAACAAAAUAAGCAUACUCUUGCAAGCUUAUAUAAGUAGAUUAGACUUGGAUGGCUAUGCACUGGUUAGUGAAAUGGGUUAUAUAACGCAGAACGCACCGAGGAUCUUGACAGCACUCUUUGUAAUCAGCCUGAAGAGGUGUUGGAGUAGCCUGAGCAUCAAGCUGUUUAACUUUUGCAAGAUGGUGGAAAGCCGCAUGUGGCUGUUAAUGCUACCACUCAGACACUUCAAGACAAUCCCGAACGAAGUUGUAACAAAGUUGGAGAAAAAAGAUAUACCGUGGUUGCGCUACUAUGAUCUCAAUAGCGUAGAACUAGGAGAACUGUGCAGGAACCAGAAACUGGGAAAAUCACUGUACAAGUUUGUACAUUUGGUCCCGAAAGUUAAUUUGCAAGUAUACGUCCAACCACUAACAUGUAAUAGAAUAAGCGUUCAUUUGGUGAUAAAAAAAGACUUCGUGUGGGAUUUUAAAUACCAUUUUAACUAUCAAAAGUUUCUGCUAAUUAUAGAGGACCCCUCAGAAGACAAAAUACUUUACACUCAGUCGAUAUUGUUAUACCCGCCUACAAAAGCAAGUAACCCAAAUCAAGAAACUGCUAAUCAUGAAGAAGGAUUGAAUGAUAAGGAGGAAGGAGAAGGUAUGGAUGAUACUGACAUAUACUUGACGCUGCCAAUUCAGGAACCCAGAGUUUAUUGCUAUUUCAUAAGGGUAAUCAGUGAUAAGUGGAUAGGAAGUGAGACUAACGUACCAAUAAUUUUCAACAAGUUGACAUUACCAAGUAAGCAGGACAAGGUAACUACACUCCUAGAUUUGCAACCAAUACCAACAACUACAUUGCUCAAGUCUGCGUCACUAAAUGGUAAAGAGGACGUUCAGGGGAAUGUAGUCACCAAAGAUGAAAUGGAGAAUUUACUUAAAUACUAUAUUAGAAACUUCAAGUAUAACCAUUUCAACAAUAUCCAGACGCAAGUGUUCAGCAGUUUCUACUGCACAGAUGAAAACGUUUUAUUGUCAGCGCCAUAUGGCUCUGGGAGGUUUACAUGCGCUGAACUGGCAGUUUUGAGAACUCUUAUGCAGUUAAAGGAGAAGGCGACCGUAGUUGUAGUUGUUCCCUUUGAAAACCUAUUGAGGAAGAGACUUAAGAGACUUGUGAGUAGGUUUGGAGAAGUUUGUUCAGUUGAUGAGUUGACGGGAGAUUUUAAGCAGGACUUUCAACUCGUGCUCAGUAAUACAAUCACAGUUACCACAGCAAAGAAUUAUAACCACCUGCUAAACAGAUAUAAAAAUAAACUGAUACAAAACGUUAACCUCUUGGUGUUUGAAGGAGUGGAGUUCUUGUCAGACGAACUCUACGGAAUGAAUAUUGAACUUUGUCUAACUCAACUGAGGUACUACACAACUUUGUAUAACAGUGUUGAGAUUAAGAGUGAAGAUCAAGGUAACCUAGUAAACGGAAAGACUGUACAUAUGAGUAACAAAAGUAGGCUAGUUGUUAUCACAACCAGCUUGUACAACAACCUGGAUGUGUGUAACUGGUUGGGCAUUAACACCUAUUACAACUUCAACAACUUCGUGAGGCAAGUGCCAAUAACAGUAAACCUGUAUACAUUUGACCAAAUAGACCAGGUUACAAGACAAAACUCUAUGAUUUCAACAAUUAACAAAUUUGUUAGCAAUAAGUCUAAGGUGCUAAUUGUGACCACAAAUACUGUGUACACUAAGCAGCUCUCUUUGAUUUUGGAUCUACAUUUGAACAGCCCACAACAAAAUCAUCUAAAUGAUAAUAAAACUCAUAAACAAGAUGAUCCUAGUGGUUCCCAUGUGUCUAAACUAUUAUCUAAAUACAAGUUGUUUAAUGAGUUGAACAGUGUAUUGUUUGUAUAUGAAGGUUUUAGUCAUGAUGAGAUUGAGUUGGUUGAGAGUCUGUUUACAAACGAACCUAGAUACAAAGUCUUGAUAGUCACCAGUCAAGUGUUAUGGAACCUUAACAUUAAGUGUCCAUACGUCAUUGUUGCAGAUGUUAAUUCAAGUUACACUAAUCGUCCUCUGGUUCAAAAUUAUUACACUCAAUAUGAUCUUCAGUACAUAUUGUCACUUGCAAAUCCUAAAUCAAAUUAUAACAAAUCAGAUCAAGAUGGGGAUGAGGAUCUUGAGUGUAUAUUUUUGUUGGAGAAUAAUAAGAAAGAGGAGGUUAAGAGGAUGCUCUAUGACUCAGCAGUAUUGGAGAGUAAUCUUGAAUUGAGUUUGGAAGAAGCACUUAAUAAUGAAAUUGUAAGAGGACUUAUUAAAACUCCUCAAGAGGCAAUUGACUGGCUAACCUGGACAUUUUAUUACAGAAGACUUACAAAGAACCCAAAUUAUUACUCACUUAUUGCAACUACACCUCAACACUUAUCAGAACACCUCUCAGAACUAAUAGAAAAUACACUAUAUAAUUUGAAGAACAUGGGACUGAUACAGACAUCUCAAGAUAGACCUGAUUCUGAAGAUGAGAUUGAGGAGAUAAUGGCAGUUAACCUUGGUCACAUUGCCUCCUUUUACUCUGUAAAAUGUGCAACCAUUGAAUUAUUUGCAAAAAAUAUUAAAGAAAAUACUUCGAGGGAACAGAUGCUACAACUUUUAUCAAACUCUCAGGAACUUUUAUUAGUUCAGAAAAGACCAAAUGAAAAGAUAUUUAAACAAUCUCUAGAUCAUUUUACAGUUCAACAAAAAGUAUUACUUUUACUCAAGUGUCAUAUGGAUAGAAGCAUAUUAUCGAAUGAAUUAUUUGUGGAUCUUCACUUUGUCCUUAAAAAUGUUACAAAUUUGCUCUAUGCAUUUAUUGACGUAAUUAGCAGUCAUGAGUACUUGAAGCCUGCAUUAUUGGCAAUGGAACUGAUGCAGAGGAUAGUUCAGGCACUUUCAUUCACAGACUCACCAUUGUUGCAACUACCACAUUCUAACAAAGAAUUUGUAUCAAAUGCAAACUCAAUGAAAGUUAAUGAUUUAUUUGAUUUUAUUGGUAUGGACGAUGAUGAUAGAAAUAGACUCCUUUCUAACUUUAGUAAAUCUGAAGUUCUGGAUAUAGCCAAUUUCUGUAACUCUAUUCAAAUACUAGAUAUCGAAUUCAAAUUCAAUAAUAAAAAUGUUAAGCCUUCACAACAAGUAACAUUAAUGUUAAAUAUAACCAAAGAAGGGAACAAUGAUGUCAUUAAAGCUCCUUAUUUUCCAGUCGAUAAAAGAGAACAGUGGUGGGUAGUCGUUGGGGAUACUAAAGUUAAUAAACUAUACGGAAUCAAAAGAACCUCUCUGAACGAAACUAAUGUUAAGCUGGAUAUUGAAGCUCCCUCUAUGAAGGGGAAACACGAACUUACUCUAUACGUAGUCAGCGACUCAUAUGUAUCAACAGACUACCAAUAUAAAUUAGAACUAAAUGUCCUAUAA